This is a messenger RNA of Clunio marinus, 402 nucleotides long. NCBI's taxonomy places the organism in Eukaryota, Metazoa, Arthropoda, Insecta, Diptera, Chironomidae. The record is from the annotation of a GenBank genome assembly.
AUGCAACGUUUUUGUUUGAGUAGAAUUCUUCGAAAAAAAAAAGAUUGCAAAAUCAUCUUUGAUUGUAAACUUACCGAAAGUAUUUUGAAGACGAAAGGAAAGCAGCAGGAAGCAAAGCGACAAACAUUUAACCCAUUUGGAAAUUGUCUUCUCAUUUCACCACUCAAUUUAAGUUUAGUCAAAAUCAGUCACAACACUCACAAAUCAAGAGCGACAGGAAAAUGCGCAGAAGCAUUAAACAGUCUGAACAACUUCAGGUUGUUUUCUCUGUUUUUGGAUAUGAAUCAAACCUCAUACGGUGCAGGUCUUCCAGCAUUUAUUAAGGAAAGUUUUGCUUUUGAAUUCGAGGGAACUAGUGAAAUCGUCUUUUUGUUGUUGACAAAAUCAAUUGAAAAUUCAUGA